Messenger RNA from Plasmodium knowlesi strain H, 2550 nucleotides. Its product is annotated as elongation factor Tu, putative. The coding region runs from base 1 to 2550 and encodes 849 amino acids. Gene Ontology annotation, biological process: translation. Gene Ontology annotation, molecular function: GTP binding; GTPase activity. The record is from RefSeq and is a predicted model, not a curated record. The transcript has a single exon. Lineage: Eukaryota; Apicomplexa; Aconoidasida; Haemosporida; Plasmodiidae.
AUGAGCAACAAAAAGUGGGGGAAAAACCUCCUGUAUGAUGACUACGAGGACGACUUAGUGGACUACGACAACUACAAUGAGGAAUAUUACUCCGAGUUUGAAUGCCAAGAAGGGAUGGAUAUCCCGAAAACGAAAGGAAAAGAUAACACCAAAGGGAAGGCACUUGAUAAGAAGCCAAAACAACAGGGUAAGGUCGCCAAGGUGAAGAAGCCAAACCAGCAGGGAGAAGCCGCCAAGGUGAAGAAGCCAAGCCAGCAGGCAGAAACCGCCAAGGUGAAGAAGCCAAACCGACAGGGCGAGGAAACCCAAAUGGAGAACCAAAAUGACACCACUUCGAACGCUCUCCAGAAUGAGAUCCAAGCGGACAGCCAAGGCAACAGGUGCAUCAUGCUAAGUACGCUGAACAUCCUCGUGCUCGGGCACAUCGACGCGGGAAAGUCCACCCUCAUAGGAGCAUUGUUGUACAACUUAAGCUACGUAAGCGAACAAACGGUGAAAAAAUAUGAACACGUCAGGGAAAGUUCCAAGUAUACCUUCAUAUUAGACGAAGAGGACGACGAAAGGGAGAGAAACAUAACACUUUUUAACAAAAAAAAAGAAUUCUACGUAUAUUACACCAAGGGGGAAUUACAAGAAGCCUAUAAUCGUGUGCUGAGCACUCAGGGGGGGAGCAAAAAAGGGGCCAAUAGGCCCCAUAAGAGCAGUCAGGAAAGCGCCGACGGCAAGAACGCCACACAUGCUCCCUACACGGACAGAACCAUAUUUGACGAUUUUUACAAAAACAAAACCAUUCACAGUGAUGUGCACUUUUUAAGGAAAAUAAACAUUUUUGACACCCCGGGACACAACGAACUGGUGACAAAUUUGCACACGUGGAGUUUUUUUGCAGAUUCUGCCAUCCUAGUUGUAGAUGCAAAUAACAUUUACAACCAAAAAAAUGAUGAGACCUACAGAAACAUUUCUAUAUUAGAAGCAGUAGGAAUUUCUAACGUAAUUGUAGCGGUAAACAAGUUAGAUCUGUUCGAUUAUGACUCAGAAGUGUUCGAAGAUAUAUGUAAAACGAUAAAGUCUUUUUUUCAAUGUGCCAAAAGUGACAGCAUUUACAAUUUUGUUCUUAGUAAUAACUUCUACGUGAAGGGUGGACGCUCAAAAAAAAGCAGUUCUACUGCCACGGGGAAUCAAGCACUAUUUGAACCCAAUUUAACGUUCAUUCCCCUUUCUGCGUACAAAAAUUUGAACGUGGUUAAAUUUGAGGAAGAUAAAAGGCCAUUACUGAAUAACACCUUUAGCCUAUACGAUGAAAUUAAGUACAUGAAUUUAAGGAAAGAUUUAUUCCGGCUAAAAGUAUGUGCGGAGGUUCUGAGUGAUAAAAAGAUGGCUCUAACUUUUUACUACAAUUUUGUCAGCAACAAUGACCUCUUUUUGAAUAACAUUUUUUACAACUUUUGCCAAGAUGGGAAGGGAAACAUAACAAAUUCGAUCAAGAAAUCUCCAAAUGAAGAAGACACAUUUGUAGGGGUUGUCCAAGACUUAACAGAAUCAAAUAAUAUGAUCAAUGCAAAUAUUAAAGUAUUGCAUGGGUUCCUAAAAAGUAAAAAUAACUACGUCUUAUUACCCGUUGGCGAAAAAAUUACAGUGAAGAAAAUUGAAAAGGACACCACUUUGUGUAAAUACGUCAACAUAGAUGACCUCUGUGACUACCUAACCAAUACGAAGAAUCUUCCUUUCAUAACGAAGGUGUUAGAACAAGAAAUGGCACCCAAAAAAAGUAAUAACCCUGGGGGUAAUGGCAGUGAUAGUCAUACCCUUCGCAGUGCUCACAACGGACAAGACGAAUUCGAAUCUUUUAUAAACAUUUUACCCAAGAUAAUUGCAUCGUGCCCGAUUAGCAAAAAUGCACAUAUAACGAACGACAUCGUAGAAAACGUCUUCUUCAAAAUUGAUGAUAACAAGAUAAAGAACGGAUCAGUUUUGGUAAAUAACGUACCAACCAAUUCGGAAAUAAAAAGCGCACCUUAUGGGGCAAAAAAUACCACCUUUGCAUGCAACAAAGUGAAAGUAUUAAUAAAAGUGAACCAAGUUAAAAUCCCAUUGAUCAUAGGACGAGUGUAUCUUUUAUAUUCCUUAAACUUUUCGCAUAGCGUAACAGUUCAAAAUAUUCUCUAUAUGUAUAAAAAUAAAAGCGAUUCCUUAAGUUAUCACAGAGCGGAGGGGGAAGGUAAAUUAGACGCCGAAUGUAAGGCAAAUGAUGAGGCACAAAUUACUGAUUUAAAAAAUUAUGUAAAAAAUGUGGACGUGCUUUACGAAAAAGUGAAUAAUAAAAAAUGCUUACGCAGCGAUGAUAUUGGCGUCCUUGAGCUUCUUGUUAAUGAUAAUUCAUUCAUGUGCACGCAGUGCUUCAGGCCCGAAUUAAACUACUACAUCUCGCAGGACAACCCCUUUUUCAGCGUCUACGACCUCCUUUCAUGCAGCAUCUCGCCCCUCUCGCGCUUUAUUCUCUCUGAGGAAAACAAAAUUGUUGCCAGUGGUUUGGUGAUAGGCGAGGCGUGA